Molecule: messenger RNA, 1436 nt
Organism: Brassicogethes aeneus
Lineage: Eukaryota; Metazoa; Arthropoda; Insecta; Coleoptera; Nitidulidae
Source: the annotation of a GenBank genome assembly
CAUUUUUCUAACUCAAAUGAAGUUAGAUUCAAUAGAGGUCAUUGGUUAAAAUUGGCCUUGGGUUUUAAAAAUAUUGUUCAAAGUUCAAACAUUUAAUUUAGGAACAUUAAAAAUAAUAUAACAACGUUUAUUUGGUGUUUAAUAUGGCUUUAUUUAAGACUGGAAUACCUAAUUUAGUAAAAUGUAUACAAAAAAGAAACAUAGCAAGCCUAUCAGCUUUAUCAGAAACGCACCAAAUGCUGCAGAAAACAUGUCGUGACUUUACUGAGGGGGAAUUAAAACCUAUUGCCUCAAAAAUAGACAGGGAACACUUAUAUCCAAAAGAACAGAUUAAAAAAAUGGGGGAAUUAGGUUUGAUGGGUAUAAGUGUCCCCGAGGAGCUUGGAGGGACAGGUUUAGAUUACUUAGCCUAUGCUAUAUCAUUAGAGGAGAUUUCCAGAGGAUGUGCCAGUGCUGGAGUAAUAAUGUCUGUAAAUAAUUCAUUAUAUUUGGGGCCUAUUAUGGAGUGGGGAACAAAGGAACAGAAAGAAAAGUAUAUUACCCCAUACACAGAUGGAAAUAAGGUGGGGUGUUUUGCUCUGUCAGAACCAGGGAAUGGUUCAGAUGCUGGUGCAGCUUCAACAACGGCUAAAUUAGAGGGUACAAAUUACGUUUUAAAUGGUACAAAAUCAUGGAUUACCAAUGGGUAUGAAAGUGAGGCUUCUGUAGUGCUAGCUACUACAGAUAAAAGUCUAAAACAUAAAGGUAUUUCUGCAAUUAUUGUUCCAAAACCAAUUGAGGGGCUCGAGUUGGGUAAAAAGGAGGAUAAAUUGGGAAUUAGGGGUUCAUCCACAUGUUCCCUAAUGUUUGAGAAUUGUAAGGUUUCAAAAGAAAAUUUGUUGGGAGAGACAGGAUUUGGAUUUAAGAUAGCAAUGAAAACCUUGGAUGCAGGCCGUAUAGGCAUAGCAAGCCAGGCUUUGGGUAUAGCUCAGGCUUCUCUGGAAGUGGCAGCUGAAUACGCCUCCAAACGCUUAGCGUUUGGAAAACCCCUGUUAAAAUUACAAACAAUACAAAACAAACUAGCCGAUAUGGCUUUGCAACUCGAAUCUGCGCGACUUUUAACAUGGAGGGCAGCUUGGCUAAAAGACAACAAAAUGCCUUACACAAAAGAGGCAGCUAUGGCGAAGCUGGCUGCCAGUGAAGCUGCGACGUUCUUGAGUCAUCAGUGUAUUCAGAUUCUUGGAGGAAUGGGUUAUGUGACAGACAUGCCUGCGGAGAGGCAUUAUAGGGACGCAAGGAUUACGGAAAUAUACGAGGGCACGUCGGAAAUACAAAAAUUAGUAAUAGCUGGAAAUCUGAUCAAAGAAAUGGGCCUCUAAAUAAUUUUUUAUUAAAAUAUCAUUAUCACGAACAAAUAUUUUUAUAUUUAAGUACAAAAUUAUAUUAUAUUUAUACAU